AUGGCGUGGGAGCGCCAAGCGACGAACAAGCUCCCGAAUGAUUUCGACAUACAAAAUGCACAUGCAUGUCGCUCACAGGUGCAGAAGUGGCAGGCUGGAGUGGCUGGUGCGACCAGAGUCAGGGCCGGGCGCAUCAUGCGAGACGGCGCAGUCUUCUAUGCUUAUUGCACUUCUCACCAGCAAUGCUCUUUUGUGUGGCGCCAUGAAUUUUCCACGGCAGAGGCUGGCGGAAAGGAGCACGAAGUCUGUUCCAAAGGAAUCCAUGCGGAGGAGCCGCGCAAGGUGCGGGGGACAGCUGUGGAUGUGAGGGAGCAAGCCAACGCGUUGACUCAGAGCAACACUCCUAUGCAGGCUACGGUGCGGCUCGUGGAGAAGGGUGUGGACGUGGAAGAGUGGCCAUCCAAAGCAGACUUGACAAAGGCCAGGAGACGAACCACCAGGCAGCCGGACAGGGGAGCUGAAGCGGGAGGGGGCACUACCUUGGGGCAGUGGCUGGAGCACCUCAAAGAGAUCGAUGACGCAGAGACACCGUGGCAGACUAUUGCACGGGCAGAUGGCUGCGGAGUUGUCAUGUGCCAAAAGUUCGCAGAGGUUGCAGCCGAUCUUAUUGCCCAAGCCCAAGGGGAAGCAGGCAGUGGGCAUUAUCUGGUUGGCGCGCAUGAUUGCACCUACAAAGUUUUCUCCAGCGACUGGGGGUUGUGGAAGUUUUGUCUUGCGUGCAAGAGAUAUGACGAGGAAGGGCUGCCGCGCACAAGCUUGGCGACGAUUGCUUUGGGGUAUGUGCCCAAGGAAGGGGAGGAGCAGAUGGUGACGGUUCUGCACCUUCUGAAAGAGUGGCAUGAGCAGCGCGGCAACAAAUUGGGCGAAAUGUUGCACCAAGUGCAUGCAGAUGAAAGCCAGGCUGGGCAAAAUGCCUUGAGAAGAGUCUUUCCCGGCACUGUCUUCAUUCUGGAUGUGAGACACCAGCUGGCCACGAUCGUUCGGCGUGGUGGAGCUAGCAAGGAGACCAAGAGCAUGGUGGCAGCAAAUUUGCAGUUCGCAUUCAGUGCGCUAGGCUUUUCCCAGCCCCUGUUCCAUCUCUACAUUGACAGCCUCCUGCAGCGCCUUGUGGAAUUAGGCGAACUAGAUUUCGUGCAGUACCUGCAGACAGAAGCAACGCCCGGCCUGACCGCCCUGACUGUCUCGCAGUCCUUGGAAGCUUCGUGGCAACACUUGAAAAACAAGUUGCCGAUAAAUGUGGCGAAGCUGCCGAGUACGAGCGCGUUGGAUCGUGUACUUCAGGCAACAGAGGCGGAGGUGAACAGCCACGGGCCGUACAAGCUGAAGGUGUGCGGCCUGAGUCAACGUCUGGUCAGCGGAGCGGCCGUUUUUACCGAAAGGAUUGGAGUCUUAGAAGAGAAGCAGCUGAGACUUCCAUGUGCCAAGAUGCUGUGGCAACAUUGCCCGUCUAACACAAAGACGUUCGAGUUCAAGCCCGGCGAGCUGCCCGAGGUGUUGUCCGCCUUUGUUGUUCCACUCUCGCAAGCAGGUAUGGUCAUAGACCAUGAGGUUGCUUCUUGCAUGAUCUCCUUGGUGCGCCUCUGCGAGUCAUCGGUGGCGCAGACAAGCCAUCAGGUGCGAAGCGAAUUGGAGAAAGCCCCUGGGUUGUGGCAUGCCGAGGCUGGCCGAUUGUCCUUGACGAAGUUGAAGGAAGUGUUAGCCAAC
Durusdinium trenchii is the source of this 1704-nucleotide messenger RNA. The record is from the annotation of a GenBank genome assembly. NCBI's taxonomy places the organism in Eukaryota, Dinophyceae, Suessiales, Symbiodiniaceae.